AUGAAGGACUUCCCUUCUUGCUUCGGAGAGAGUGGAGUUCAGGUAGCUGAUUCCUCUUCCUCUUCGGCUUCGGCUUCGGCUUCUGGUUCUUCUUCCUCUUCCAACCCUGGUAAAGCUGCUCAGAACUUGGUCACUUGCGUCUACCAGUGUAAAUUGCGUGGUGCCAGCCGCCGCUCUUCUUGUUUCGUCACCGUGGCUUGGUCCAGGAAUCUCAUGGGUCAAGGUCUGGGCGUCACCAUUGACGAUUCGUUCAACCACCCUCUCUGCAGAGUCGAUAUAAAGCCCUGGUUGUUCUCCAAGAGGAAAGGCUGCAAGAAUCUCGAGGUCGAUUCGGACAAAAUCGAUAUUUAUUGGGAUCUCUCCUCUGCCAAAUUCGGUUCUGGUCCUGAACCCUUGGAAGGUUUCUACUUAGCUGUGGGAUUCAACCAGGAAAUGGUGUUGCUUCUUGGAGAUUUGAAGAAGGAAGCCUGCAAGAAAUUCGACGGAGAAGGAGCUCUUCUUCACUCCAAUGCCAUCUUCAUUGCCAAGAAGGAGCACAUUUUUGGGAGGAAGUUUUAUGGUGCGAAAGCUCAGUUCUGCGGCGAGGGGCAAUUACAUGAUGUUGCUAUCGAGUGUGACACUGUGGAUCUGCUUAAGGACCCUUGUCUUGUUAUUAGGGUAGACAGUAAAGUGGUGAUGCAGAUCAAGAGAUUGAAGUGGAAAUUUCGUGGAAAUGGGACGAUACUAGUUGAUGGUCUCCCUGUUGAGGUGUUUUGGGAUGUUCAUGACUGGUUGUUUGGUAGUGCAGCGGGUAAUGCAGUGUUCAUGUUCCAAAGUUGCAUCUCUGCUGAGAAACUGUGGAAUGGACAGCUGAUCUUCGAUCCGUCUGCUUUGACUAUGUCUGACUCACAGAGAUUUAGGGAUUACCAAUCACAAGGUCUUGGUUUCUCGCUUGUUUUGUAUGCUUGGAGGAAUGAUUGA
Molecule: messenger RNA, 960 nt
Organism: Linum tenue
Lineage: Eukaryota; Viridiplantae; Streptophyta; Magnoliopsida; Malpighiales; Linaceae
Source: the annotation of a GenBank genome assembly